Molecule: messenger RNA, 1044 nt
Organism: Symbiodinium natans
Lineage: Eukaryota; Dinophyceae; Suessiales; Symbiodiniaceae
Source: the annotation of a GenBank genome assembly
AUGCUGUGUUCAACUUGCCCGAGCGACCGGUCCACCCUGCGAACAGCUGCUAGAUCUUCGACAGAGUGCCUUUGCCGAGCAGGCCUCGCCCAAGAUGGGGAAACCGGGGAAAUCUGCGUGGAUUGCCCGGGAGGUUUCUACUGCAAUGGCACAGGCGUUGCGCUGCAAUGUCUGGAGGGUGCUACCUCAAGCACAAGGUCAACGUCUCUUGAGGACUGCCUCUGCGGCCCAGGCUUAUUCAAAAAUCAGAUCACGUGCGAUCCUUGCCCACAAGGAAAGUACAAGCAAGACAGUGGCAACGCAGCAUUCUGCAUCGGCCAGUGUCCAUCAAACAGCCUUAGCAAGGAGGGAUCCAGAAGCCUAGCAGACUGCUCAUGUACAGAAGGCUAUUAUGCAGAGCUUGAUUCCGAAGGCAGGCUUUCCAGAUGUGCCAGUUGCGCCGGCCUGACUCAUUUCCGAUGCGAUGGUGGCUUCCGCGAAGAGAACGGGACAGACUUCCACAUACUUCCCCUCGCCCGAGCUGGCUUCUACCAGACGGGCAUCUUGACAGCCUAUAAAUGCACUGUUGUUGCUGAGGAUGGCUUGAGUGCAUGUCUCGGUGGAGUAACGUGCUCAGACAAUGACAAGCACGGCGAGUCCAACAGCCUUGAGCACUGCAUGGAGGGUGCCGUGGGGAAUCUUUGCGCGCCUGGAUCUACAGGCAUGCUGUGUGGCGAGUGCCCUGUUGGUUGGAGCAGGCACAACCUGCAACAGCCCUGCCUGCCCUGCGCCGGGGCCACGCUCUCGAUGACUUCAUCCAUUGUGGCAGAUGUAUCACUGAAGGCCAUGAUCAGCUUCAUUGUGGCCUCCAUGGCAGCCACCGCUGCCAUACGGGGCAGUGGCAAGCUCCAUACCAGUAUGCUACGGAUGGCCAACCAGUGGGUCGCCGCCUGCUCUGUCCUUUUGGUCUUUGACUUAGAUGGCGUGCGGUCUCUUCUUUCAGCCGGGGAGCCGAGCCAGGUCCGCUGUCAUCCUUCCUCCAUUACGCGUAUUGUAGAACUGUAG